UCCCAUCGAGCUCUCUGAUUCUCCGGUGAUCUUCUUCUUCUCCAUCAAUGGAGCGAUUUGCAGACUUUCCACCAUCUUCUCCGGCAAGACCCGAUGAGAUAGACAAUUCAUCAACUACAAAUUCACCGACCAGCAACAGUAACAGCUACAAUGGGGCAUCAUUAUUAUUAUUAUCAAGACCUGUUUGUAGAUCCGAAUCAAACCCACAUCCAACAAUCUUUGUACAAGCUGACUCCACCACUUUCAAACAGGUUGUACAAAUGCUCACCGGAUCAGUUCAUCCACCACCAGAUCCCGCAUUCAAAGGUCAUAAUAACAUACCUCCGAUCAGAACAGGGCAGAAGAAACAGGGGUUCAAACUCUAUGAACGGAGGAACAGCUUGAAAUAUGGAUUGACACCUCUUCUUCCCAAUUUGAACAAGAAGAAUUCAGAAGUUUUGUCUCCAAGCAUGCUGGAUUUCCCGUCGUUGGCACUGAUGAGUCCGGUUACUCCAUUGACGGGAGAAAAGGUGUAUUCGCCGACGUCUUCGCCGGAGGAAGAGAAAGCGAUUGCUCAUAAGGAAGGGUUUUAUUUACACCCUUCGCCCGGCCGGACGUCAAUGAGUAUUCCGAUGAACGAACCCCCCCGUCUUCUGUCACUUUUUCCAGUUACUUCGUCGUCGUCGCGGAGUGUUUCACAUUCCAAAACUUGAUGGGUUCAUGGUGAUGAUGAAUUGAUGAUGAUAAAGUGAAAAGUAACUGUUGGAUCAAGAUGUAUGUAU
Impatiens glandulifera is the source of this 761-nucleotide messenger RNA. Its product is annotated as VQ motif-containing protein 4-like. The record is from RefSeq and is a predicted model, not a curated record. The coding region runs from base 48 to 692 and encodes 214 amino acids. The transcript has a single exon. Lineage: Eukaryota; Viridiplantae; Streptophyta; Magnoliopsida; Ericales; Balsaminaceae.